CAUUAUUUAAUCUCUUAUCGUUGCAUCUCAUAUUCCCUCAACCACUGUCAGACGUUCUCCCUAUCAUUCUGUGCAAUUCAAAGGAAGGAAACGGCCCAGCGUUCUGCGCUUUGCAAGUCCGUUGCGAGAGUGCCAUUGGACCUUCAGGCCGUUGCCCUCAGAACCUUAGCUAUCUGGUUAUGGAGCUUUUGCCGAGAAAAUAAGCUGCGGGACAUUUGAGCUGUGGGGUCGAAAAUACCUGUCAAGACGACAGAAUAUUUGAUAUAUACCCAAUUCAAUUGGCAACUCAUUUUAUGUAGACGACGAGGACUCCCAGAGUAUUAGUACAAGAGCCUCGUUUUCGGCUUCCAUCAAUUGGAAUGUCUCAGCCAAUUGGCUCUCUUCUUUGGCGUUCUUUACGAGCCUACCAAGUUUAUGGAGCCAACACAGAUGUAGGAAAAACCAUCUUCUCCACCAUCUUGGCUAAGGCGUCCAAAAAGAGACGCCCGGCGGAGAAUGUCUGGUUUUUGAAACCCGUGUCAACAGGCCCACUUGACGAGGCUGAUGAUAGACAUGUCUCUCGUUUUGCUCAAGGCGUAUCAACGCAUUGCCUUCACCAGUUUGAGAAACCGAUUAGUCCUCAUCUUGCCGCUCUUUCUUCAGCUCAGGAAACACCCUCGGACAGCAAAGUUCUCAGAGGAAUUCGGGAUCAUUUCGUAGAAUGUGCGCAGGCAGGUCCUGGUUUUGCCAUUCUUGAGACUGCCGGCGGAGUGCACUCCCCUGGACCAAGUGGAGCUUCACAGGCGGAUCUGUACCGGCCACUGCGACUUCCUGUAGUCCUAAUUGCGGACUCCCGUCUUGGGGGUAUUUCUUCCAGCAUCUCCGCUUAUGAGUCGCUCCGAAUCAGAGGAUAUGAUGUCGCUUCAGUUAUGCUUUUUCAUGAUGCGGUCUAUCAGAAUGACGACUAUCUCCGAACAUAUUUUGAUAAGCAGAACAUCCCGAGCUUAUCGCUGCCGUUUCCUCCAGAACGCAAGGAGUCUCUUCUGGAAGACGAGAAAUCGCUCGCGACCUAUUACGAGGACGUUAGCAGUCUUCCAAGCAUGCAAGAUCUCUUGUCAAGACUUGAUGAACAGCACGAAAACCGGAUAAAUCGACUUCAGAGCAUGCCUUCCCGGGCGCUAGAGUGCAUUUGGUAUCCUUUUACACAACAUCAGCUCCUUUCACCUGAACGUAUCACGACAAUUGACUCCGCCAGUGGUGACUUUUUCCAAACGUCAACACUGCCUGUCAAAGCAAUUGAUAACUAUACGGAGGAUUCUUCAGCACCUCUCCUCAAGCCUUCAUUCGAUGGCUCUGCCUCGUGGUGGACACAAGGCUUAGGCCAUGCCAAUCCCGAGCUUGUCCUUGCAGCAGCCUACGCAGCAGGCCGAUAUGGCCAUGUCAUGUUCGCCGAAGCUGUCCACGAACCAGCACUUUCGCUGGCUGAAAUGGUUCUCAAGUAUCUUAAUAACCCAAGGAUGAGCCGCGUCUUCUAUACCGAUAACGGCAGUGCAGGUGCCGAAGUUGCCAUCAAGAUGGGUCUACGAGCAGCUCGCCUUAGAUACGGAUGGUCUCCAUCCGAUAAUAUAGAAAUUAUUGGGCUUCAAGGAAGCUAUCACGGUGAUACCAUGGGCGUUAUGGACUGCGCCGAGCCAUCCGUAUACAAUGAGAAAGUGGAAUGGUAUCAAGGCCGAGGCUUCUGGUUCGACUACCCAAAAAUAAAGAUGGCUAACGGCUCCUGGGUUGUGGAGGUACCAGAAAACUUACAACAAGCGCUUGGUUCCGGCGGCGUUCAUUCUUCUCUUACAGAUAUCUUCGACGUUGAGAGGCGAGAACAUGGAGAGGAGGGCCAAAGAUACCAGCAAUACAUUAUAGACACAUUGGAAAAGCUGCAGAAGCAGGGCAGAAAAUUCGGCGCCCUUGUGAUGGAGCCAGUCAUAUUAGGUGCCGGAGGAAUGCUUUUUGCCGAUCCACUCUUCCAGCGCAUGCUGGUUCGCGUGGUACGGGAAAACCCGGAACUGUUUGGAACCAGAAGCAACGAGACUACGACCAUUGAAGGAACCUCAAACGACUGGUCUGGUCUCCCGGUAAUAUUCGACGAGGUCUUUACCGGAUUCUACAGACUAGGCCGUGCCAGCUCCUCCGCAUUCCUGGGCGUACAUCCAGAUGUCUCUAUCCACGCCAAGUUGCUGACCGGAGGCGUGGUACCUCUGUGCGUGACCGUGGCCAGUGAGCCCAUUUUCAACGCGUUUGAUAGCGCCGAGAAGACGGAUGCUCUCCUCCAUGGCCAUAGCUAUACAGCGCACCCGAUCGGGUGCAAGGUGGCCGAGAAGUCUCUCCAGACCAUGAAUGAGCUGGAUAAAACGGGACAUUGGGACGUUUUUAAGCUGGAUUGGAUUGCGCCUUCAAACAUUGAAGCCGAGUCGGGUGACAUCAAGCUUCAUACUGAAGAAUGUCCUACAGGCGUGUGGAGUGUUUGGUCCAAAGAUUUCGUCACUUCCUUAUCCCUCCACGACAAAGUGCGCGGGGUUUUUGCAAUCGGUUCGGUCCUUGCCAUUGAGCUACAGGAUCCUAGUGGAGGUGGUUACACGUCUACGGCCUCCAAGGAGUUGCAGUCCGCACUCAUGACAGGCACGCUUGGCGAUGCUGGCCCGCGCUGGGACAUCCAUUGUCGUGUGCUCGGAAAUGUCUUGUACCUCAUGGCAAGCCAAAUGUCAACCCCAGAGACCGUGCGCGAGAUUGAGGCCUUAGUCCGCGCUUCCCUGUGAGGGCAGAUUCCGCUCAAAGGGUGUAAGGACUAAGCCGGGGAACGGGAACGGAAAUUUUGUAGAUAUUUACCUCGUGUACUUUUGUACUUAUAUUUCAUUAAGCGAAUAUAUAUUAGAUCACG
Molecule: messenger RNA, 2908 nt
Organism: Xylona heveae TC161
Lineage: Eukaryota; Fungi; Ascomycota; Xylonomycetes; Xylonales; Xylonaceae
Product: PLP-dependent transferase
Exons: 5
Coding region: 360-2786 (808 amino acids)
Biological process (GO): biotin biosynthetic process
Cellular component (GO): mitochondrion
Molecular function (GO): magnesium ion binding; S-adenosyl-L-methionine:8-amino-7-oxononanoate transaminase activity; ATP binding
Source: RefSeq, a predicted model, not a curated record